UCACGCCUGAUAUUUCGGAAUCUUCCGCCGACCAUAACUCCUGAAUCUUUCUCCAAAUCUCUCGCCUCCCCUGCUUCGCUCUCUGACAUCGUCAUCACUGACACUCGGGUCAACCCCAAGCGGCGCUUCGCCUUUGCAGGGUUCAAAUCGCCUGAAGAUGCUGCCAAGGUGCAGUCAUGGUUUGACGAUACAUAUGUGUUUGGCGGUGGGAAGGUCAAGGUGGAGGUAGUACGGGAACGACCCCUUGAGGUAAAAUCUUUCCAAGCACGGAAACCUCCAGUUGCCACGGACCUCAAGGAAAAUGUGGUGGCGGAUGGCAAGUUAAAGGAGUUCAUGGAAGUGAUGAAGGGUAACGGAGCGGCUGCUAGCUCUUCGAAGUCUCCUGCUGUCCCUGGAGACGACGGCUGGAAGGUGGAUGGAAUGAAAAGCAAGAAGGAGAGAAAAGCUAGACAACCACCCCAGCAAUCCGAUGAUGCGGCACCCUCCGCGGAUGCUGAGGUGAUGGCGGUAGAUGACGAUGCUGAAUGGCUACGACAACGGCAGAAAACGGAUGUGGCGUUGGAUGCAGAGGAGGUAGGAGACACGCAGUACGAAGUCCCUGCUGCCGACGAAUCUGACGUUGGUCCGGACGAACGAUUAAUCCUCUCCACAAGUCGACUCUUCGUACGUAACUUACCCUUCGUUACCACUACUUCUGAUCUCGAAACCCACUUCUCUCGAUUUGGUCAGGUGGACCAAGUCCAUCUUCCUCUCUCGCCCGCCGGCCAACCAUUAGGAACAGCAUUCGUCUUGUUUCGUCGUCCAGAAGACGCUCUCUCAGCUUUCAGAGAAUUGGACAAGACGACUUUUCAGGGAAGGUUAUUACAUGUUCUUCCUGGUCGCGCUAGGCCUGGACAUGAAGUAAGCGGAGUGGGAAAGGGGGAUGUCAAGAAGGGUGUCGAAACAAAACGGAAAGAACAAAGUGCUAAAGGAGUGAACUGGGCCUCUUUGUAUAUGAAUAGCGAUGCCGUAGCAGCCUCAGUGGCUCAACGUAUGGGCAUAUCCAAAGCUGAGCUUCUCAAUGGGGAUGAUGGAAAUGCCGCUGUGAAGCUUGCGCUUGCGGAGACGCACGUGAUUGAAGAGACAAAACGAUAUUUCGAAGAACAAGGCAUUGUGAUUGAAGCACUCUCCCCUCGUACACCUCGUUCACAAACAAUCUUAUUAAUCAAGAACAUACCCUUCGGUACCUCUCAACAUACCCUCACUGAUCUUUUCUCGCCGCACGGGGAAAUCAAGCGAUUGUUACUUCCACCAUCUGGCACUCUAGGAGUGGUGGAAUAUGUCAAUGCUUCUGAUGCUGGAAAAGCGUUCAAAGCGCUGUCUUACCGACGUCUGGGAAAUGCUGUUCUAUAUCUCGAGAAAGGCCCAGUAGGGAUGUUCCUUGACAAGGAACCUACAACGGGUCCCACAGUGACGAAGGUGACUGAUGUUGCACUGGAAUUGACAGAAAGAGUUGAAAAUGCCUCCAAAGAUGCCCCUGAUCCGUCGGACGAAGCCGGGUCCACGCUGUUCUUGAAGAAUCUCUCGUUUGCAACAACCACAGAACGCUUGAUAUCCGUCUUAUUUGCCAUACCAGGGUAUUCUUUCGUUCGUGUACAGACAAAACCAGAUCCGAAACGGCCAGGAGAGAGACUAUCGAUGGGGUAUGGCUUCGUGGGAUUCAAGACCAAAGAAGCGGCUAGUAAAGCUUUACCGGGAUUGGAUGGAUUCGAAGUGGACGGAAAGAAGUUGGAAGUUAAGUUUGCUCAGAGGGGAGUUGAGGACGUGCAGAAGGAAGAGAAAGGGGGUGAAAUGAAGGGGAAAUCGAAGGGGACUAAAUUAUUGGUGAAGAAUCUGCCGUUCGAAGCCACCAAGAAGGAAGUCAAGGAGUUGUUUUCCGCCUAUGGUCAGGUCAAAUCCCUUCGAGUACCCAAGAAGCCCACUCUGUCCGCAUCCGGAGCUCAUUCUUCUCGUGGAUUUGCUUUUCUGGAGUUUACAACCCACGUCGAAGCUCAGCGUGCUAUGGACGCACUGAAACACACCCAUUUGCUAGGAAGACAUUUGGUGAUUCAAUGGGCCAAAGAAGAUGAUGAGGUGGAUGUGUCAGGUCUAAGGGAGAAGGCAAGUAGGGAUGCGAGGUUUUUGACGGAUGACGGUGGCGGUGAAAGGGCAAAGAAGAGGAAGGUGAGAAUGGAUGCUACGGCUGAGGAUAUGGAUGGUUUAGAAGUUUGA
Tremella mesenterica DSM 1558 is the source of this 2250-nucleotide messenger RNA. RefSeq lists its product as uncharacterized. The record is from RefSeq and is a predicted model, not a curated record. Gene Ontology annotation, molecular function: RNA binding. Lineage: Eukaryota; Fungi; Basidiomycota; Tremellomycetes; Tremellales; Tremellaceae. The annotation marks the transcript as partial. The transcript is spliced from 4 exons.